Messenger RNA from Colletotrichum navitas, 1317 nucleotides. RefSeq lists its product as uncharacterized. The record is from RefSeq and is a predicted model, not a curated record. The coding region runs from base 44 to 934 and encodes 296 amino acids. NCBI's taxonomy places the organism in Eukaryota, Fungi, Ascomycota, Sordariomycetes, Glomerellales, Glomerellaceae. The transcript has a single exon.
CCUCGGAGUUGCGAGCAGCGAGGAUGUUCAUACAGACGACCGGAUGCAUCACGCAGAGCUUCUCCGUGUAGCAGUCACCACAGGGCCUCGUUUCGUCAGCACUUUCCAGGUCUGCUGCGGCAACAGAUCACUGCUGUCGUUCGCCGCGGAUCGGUCCUUUCCCGUGGAGGCUCUGGAGUUCCUCCUGACCAACACAAGGUUUCGACAGGAGGACGGAUGCCGAAUCACUGACUUCGUCGAGCACAUCGGGAGCCUCAUUGUCUGUUUGAUGUAUGGAUAUAGUGGCCGCUGUUUCGAUAAUAGACUUCUCGACGAUGGCAAGCGGUCCCUCCGUCUGCUCCUCCGCGCUGGCACACGGAACGCGUUCGCAAGACAGGUUUGGUACAGAAACGGGCUGUACCGCACUUGGCUCCUGAGCGUUUUCAAUGCGGCCUCCGUCUACGUUUCUCCCAUUCUCCCUGCGCAGGGCCAGCCGGACAGCACUCGCCUCGUCCCCAUACUUGCUCUACUCCACUUGGUAGAGUGCAUCAUAGAGAUGUUCCCCGAUGAGGACGCAGCUUUCUGGAGCGCGGUCCUCCAGACCUUGUGGACGCACACCCGCAUCACGAGGGGCACGUUAAGGCGGGUCGCCGACGUGACGCUUCGACUUUUGGAUCUCGGGGCCUCGACGACUUUCGCACUCCCAGAAGGAGCCAAGGGCGGCAGCUUCCUCGCCUGUAUCGAAAACGGCCUGGAAGCUCCCGAGGAUGUCGACCCCUACGUUGACGACAUUGAAGCCACAAUUGAAGGCAUCAAUGUCAUGGAAUUUGAUGGUCCAGGACAGGUCUCCGACAUCUUUACGAACAGGAUGCGCGACAAACGGUAUGAUAGCAUUGAGCGCCUCAAAGAGAAGAUUCUCGGCGACGGCAGUCUGAGCCCCCCGUCUGUGGAUUGAUUGCAGCUUGAAAAGCAUCUAGCUUGGGGACUGCAGCUCAUUAGAGCAGGGCGGUACUUCGUCAGGCAGCUCGGACGGGUGAGGACCUUGGCAAGUCGCGACCGAUACAUCAUACACCAACCUACAUCCCGCAUGAUUCGGAAUCCAGUAGAAGAUGCCGUUCUACGCCCAGCUUUGUUCAUAUCAACCAAAAGCAUUGGUACGCUGGACCGCUGGCCUAUUAUGUUUCCAUUAGGGUGUCAGGCUUGGCUAUUUGCCAGAGCUGCGAUCAUUACCACGCUACGUGCACGUUACAUCAAUAGUAAACAACCGUACAGGUGUUAAAGUGUUCAAACCUGCAGCAUAAUGAAUUCAACAGUAAUUGCUGCCGAACUUUAUUCAGA